AAACAAUUCAGUUUUUGAAAUUAUAAUGUACAAUCUACACGAAGCACUUCAGUAUAUAUACAUAUAUUUUAGUGUAUAAAUGACUUGAAAUUAAAAGUUUAACUUGGAACUUUGCUUCUGAUUAUUAAACAGCAGGGAUUUAAUUACCAGGAUGACAUUUCUCAUAUUACUAAAUCCGAUUUAUUCUUUAUCACCAUUUAUCUGUCAUAACCGGGUCUCGAUAUGUAAUCAAAAUUCACAAGUGCUAUAUAGAUGAAUCCUUCAACAGAGUGGUGAGCGUUGUGAAUUUUGUUUAAUCAACUUCGAUUUUUGAUUAUUGAAUUGCAAAAGUUUUAUUGUAUUUUUUUCUUUAUUAAGAUAAUCAUGAUAGCAAGCGUACUCUGUAGAGAAUCAUAUAUACGUGCGAUGUUCCAUAGUUAACUGAUUAAUCGGUGACUGCUGAUAAACCAAUGAAAAUCGACGUUUAAUAUAACCCUAACCAAUUGGUGUUCCUCCUUAAUUACAACCUGUAUUUUUUUCAAAGGAAAACGAUAUAUAAGCAGAAAUAAAUCAACUCAUUUCAAUCAAAAUGUUUAUUAAAAGCUUAGGCGCACUCCUAAUUAUUUCAUCUGUGCUGAAAUGUUCAUUGUCCAAAAAUAGUGUUUGCUUUCAACAAAAGGAAGAAGGCCCAUGUAGGGCUCUAGUCUCACGAUAUCACUAUAACUUUACUCUUCGUUCAUGUGUUCAUUUCUACUAUGGUGGAUGUGGAGGCAACCAGAAUAACUUCCCAACGGAAAAGGAAUGUCAAAAAGCCUGUGGAGAAAGCCUUUUAUUUUCACUCAUGUUUCACGAAGAAAAGCAGAUUUCACAGAACUGUGAUCACUUUGUUAUGCUUCUAGUGAGCAAUAAACAGUGGAAAACUGGUACUAUUUGUGAAUCUUUUCAACGAAUCAACAUUUCAUGUUACUUAUUAACCCUCCAUCAAUGCUUGUAUUUCAGUGACUUAUCUAAUGCCAGUAUCUGCUUUCUAGAAAAGGAUCCAGGUACAUGCCGAGGAUAUUUCAGCCGCUACUUCUAUAAUAAAGAGACAAAACUAUGUGAAAUAUUCAAAUAUGGUGGUUGUUUGGGUAAUCAGAACAAUUUUAAGAGUUUAGAAGAGUGCCAAACAACGUGUUCAGCACUCCUUGAUCCUACACUGGAUGGAAAUACCAAAACUGAAACAACUACUUUUGCCACUACUACACGCACCACAACAAAGGCAACUGGUUCCAACACAGAAGCACCGAAAUCACCUGGAUGGCCCGCUAGAAUAUUCCUUAAUGCGCUCGGAUUGAGAAAUGCAUUGAGUUCUGGGUGGAAAAAUUUCAAAAAUAGAUUUGGAUAAAUUUUACAACAACACAAUAAUUUUAUACUUACUUAUUCUAACACACUGAAUGUAGCACUUACUAACAUACAUAAUGACUUUAAUUGCGGAUUAUCUUAAUCCACCCAUCUAAAGUUUACGGACUGCUAACUAUAAUAUCACUUGGUUAUAUCGAUCAUUUCAAGGACUAACAAAGGAAAAGGACCGAAGUGUGUACUUUCCUUUCAUGUUUUUUCCUUAAUCUCAUUUUUGAAAUAUUUCAUAAAAAAUACUUUAAACAGUCGCAUAAUUUAUCCUUCAUUCACUCUCACAUCAUUCUGUCAGCACACACAACAUUGCGCAAAUAAUUCGUGACUAUUAAUUAGUCAAAUCAUUUCUGACAUUAUAAACUGGUAUGAUAACUAAAUUUCGAAAGUUGACGAAGUGGUUCACACUUCCUCAAAUUACUGAUGAAUCUAUAAUGUGACUUAUCAUAAUCCUGGAUGUUAUCAUGCUUUCACUUCCAACCAACCUAUUUUAAAAAUCUCUUUAGUUAUUUUGCAGUUAAAAAAACUAAUAUCCAACUAUAGCCAUAAAAUCCAUAAUAGUCCAAAUUCAGUCAAGA
This is a messenger RNA of Trichobilharzia regenti, 1946 nucleotides long. NCBI's taxonomy places the organism in Eukaryota, Metazoa, Platyhelminthes, Trematoda, Strigeidida, Schistosomatidae. The record is from the annotation of a GenBank genome assembly.